CUUGAAUUAACCAAAUAUACUUCUGAAAAACAUUAUCAUUGGUAUACCGUUAGUGUUUGAACAUCUCGGUUUGAAGAGAGGACGAAAAAUAUCGGUGCACAAAACACAUAGUAUAGAUCUGCGAAAAACUCGCUGCCUGGAGCUGCUCUGCUUUCUGUGAGCGUCCCGGCUGAUAGAGCUAUACCAACUCCGGCGGGGGUGUUAACUGAAUUCAGAUUGUAUUCACUGGAAAAGCUAUAUGAGCUACAAACAACUCGUGUACGGUGGUAAAAUUGAAAGUCUUGGUCAUUUUUAAUGAAAUGAUGUUAGUAUCACAAUUCAUUUUGCUGUCCAUAUUAGAGUAAUGAUCAAACGGAACAGUUUGUAUUUUGCGGUUGGUAUAUUCGUGGUUCAGCAUACAGCACCCCCUGCCCGUUCUGUGCAAGGCAGGCCUCUUCAGACAUUGAGGGAGAGCGAUAGGAGAUUUGGAGUGGCUGCUAACGGCUCUCACCUGAAGAGAAGAAAGGACACCUCUCCCAGCAGAGAAAAGCAAAACAAAGACUCCAUCUGGAAGAGGAGAGAGUCUAACGUGUUGGGAAUUUUCUUGUGCCUGGAACUGCGAGAGAGGGGUUUAAAUAUGCAGUGCAGACUGGUCUGGUCCACACAGGUUACCUGUCGCUGUUAGUCUGAGCUGUCUGUUUAACCUGGAGAGAAGAAUCGAGAUGGUCAGAGCGAGAGACUAGAGCACUGCAGAUCCCACUGACAAUACCUGAAUAUAAAAGCAAGGAGAUGCCUGAACUGGAUCCUUUCCAUAUUAUUAAAGAGGAGACUGAACUGGAGCCUGUCCACAUUAAAGAAGAAGAGACUGAACUGGAGCCUGUCCACAUUAAAGAAGAGACUGAACUGGAGCCUGUCCACAUUAAAGAAGAGACUGAACUGGCGUCUGUCCACAUUAAAGAGGAAGAGACUGAACUGGAGCCUGACCACAUUAAAGAAGAGACUGAACUGGCGUCUGUCCACAUUAAAGAAGAGACUGAACUGGAGCCUGUCUAUGUUCAAGAGGAGACUGAACUGCAGCUUGUCCACAUUAAAGAAGAUAAGACUGAACUGGAGCCUGUCCACAUUAAAGAGGAGUCUAUUGACUUGUUUAAGGAUUCAGAAAACAUAUCAUGUGGGAAGAGCGUCAGUCAGUUAGGUAACCUAAAAACAGACCAGCGAAUCCACAAAGGAGAGAAACCACAUCACUGUACUGACUGUGGGAUACGCUUCAGAGGUUUAGGAGAUCUAAAAAAACACCAGCGAAUUCAUACUGGAGAGAAACCAUAUCAGUGUCCUGAAUGUGCAAAGAGCUUCAGUCGGUUAGAAAACUUAAAAAGACACCAGCGAAUUCACACUGGAGCAAAACCACAUCGCUGUACUGAAUGUGGGAAGAGUUUCAGAUGGUUAGGAGAUUUAAAAAAACAUCAGCGAAUUCACACUGGAGAGAAGCCGUAUCACUGCUCUGAAUGUGGAAAGAGUUUCAUUGAGUCAGGAACAUUAAAAAUUCACCAGCGAAUUCACACUGGAGAGAAACCACAUCAGUGUACUGAAUGUGGAAAGAGUUUCAGGGGGUUAGGUGAUCUAAAAACACACCAGCGAAUUCACACUGGAGAGAAGCCGUAUCAUUGUACUGAAUGUGGGGAGAGCUUCAGUGUGUCAGGAAGCCUAAAAACACACCAGCGAAUUCACACUGGAGAUAAACCACAUCACUGUACUCAAUGUAAUAAGAGAUUCAGUCGGUUAGGAAACCUAAAAAUACACCAGCGAAUUCACACUGGAGAGAAACCACAUCACUGUACUCAAUGUAAUAAGAGAUUCAGUCGGUUAGCAAACCUAACAAUACACCAGCGAAUUCACACUGGAGAGAAGCCGUAUCACUGUGUUGACUGUGGAAAGAGUUUUAUUCAGUUACAAAAUCUUAACGUGCACCAGAGAACUCACACAGGAGAAAAGCCAUGCCACUGAAUGUGGCAAGACAUUUGCUUUCUCCAGUCAAGUGAAAAAGCAUAAAUGCCAAUUUUGAAAGGGCAGAUGAAACUGAUAGAAAUCAGUAUUCCAGGCAGUAUUACAAUGGUCCCUGUUUAUGUGUCAUCCUUAGGGGAUGUAAUCAUGCGUUAGGUUAAAUGUGAGAAAGAGUGUGUGCCAAAGCACCUGUAAAAUGUGUGCUUAUGUUAUAAUCCUAAAAUGUAUUUUAUAAAACUGUGUUCAUUUAAAUGCCAAACAAAAUGUGAAAAAUGGUAAACUAUGUAAAAUGUGUUUUUAAUAGCCAUUUUUAAUAAAACAAAAUACAUCUAACUUGUUCUGUUAACACAUACAUAUUUGUAUUUUGUUUUAAUAGUACCUUAGAGUAAAUAGCAGUGUUCCUACAUGUUGCUCCAACUGUUUAAAUAACGUACCUGUAAUUUUUCUUUUCUUUGUUAACAUCAUGACAACUUUUUACACUUUUUAAAGUCUGUUUCAAAGCUCUUUUCAAAAUCUCCGCUCUAGUGCACUGAUAGUAAGGUUUAUUGCCCACAUAGUCAAACAGGUAACACAGCAAUAACAAAGUCUCAGAAACAAAAUGUUAGAACUUGAAGCUACUGCACUAACAAGUAACUACGAUGUGAUAGGUGUUACAGAAACUUGGUUGUCUGAGAGUGAUGGAGAUGAAUAUAAUAUUAGUGGGUAUAGGAAAGACAGACAGGGCAGAAGAGGCAGAGGGGUAGCGCUAUACAUAAGAAAUAGUCUUGAAGUCCAGGUGUUCAAUCUGGACGAAGAAAACAACGCCGAAUCAAUAUGGGUCAGAAUAAUGGACAAAAAAUCAAAGGGCUAAUAAUAGGAGCAUGCUAUAGACAGCCAAAUUCAGAUUCUGAGCAAAAUAAUCUGUUAUACAAUGACAUUCGAAAUGCGUGUAG
This is a messenger RNA of Acipenser ruthenus (sterlet), 2912 nucleotides long. RefSeq names its product zinc finger protein 664-like. The transcript has 3 exons. Bases 769 to 1983 code for a protein of 404 amino acids. Gene Ontology annotation, molecular function: RNA polymerase II cis-regulatory region sequence-specific DNA binding; DNA-binding transcription factor activity, RNA polymerase II-specific. NCBI's taxonomy places the organism in Eukaryota, Metazoa, Chordata, Actinopteri, Acipenseriformes, Acipenseridae. Gene Ontology annotation, biological process: regulation of transcription by RNA polymerase II. The record is from RefSeq and is a predicted model, not a curated record.